ACAGGAGAGAAACCUUAUAAAUGCUCAGACUGCGGAAAGAGUUUCAAUCAGAAGUAUCAUCUUUCUAGGCAUCUGAGAACCUACACAGGAGAGAAACCUUAUACAUACUCAGACUGUGGAAAGAGUUUCAAUCGGAACCAUCAGCUUUCUAGGCAUCAGAGAAUCCACGCAGGAGAGAAACCUUAUAAAUGCUCAGAGUGUGAGAAAUGCUUUACUCAAAGUAAUAAACUAGUCAUCCAUCAAAGAAUCCACAGAGGAGAGAAACCAUAUGAAUGCUCAGACUGUGGAAAGCGUUUCAAUCAGGAGCAUCAUCUUUCUAGGCAUGAGAGAAUCCAUACAGGAGAGAAACCGUAUAAAUGCUCAGACUGUGGAAAGAGUUUCAAUCAGGAGCAUCAUCUUUCUAGGCAUCAGAGAACCCACACAGGAGAGAAACCUUAUAAAUGCUCAGAGUGUGAGAAAUGCUUUACUCAAAAGAUUGAACUAGUCAUCCAUCAAAGAACCCACACAGGAGAAAAACCAUACAAGUGCUCAGACUGUGGUAAGGGCUUAAAGUCGAGAAGUAAACUUGUUACUCAUCAAAGAAUUCACACAGGAGAAAAACCCUAUAAAUGCUCAGAAUGUGGAGAGAGCUUUGGUCGGAAGGAUACCCUUACUACCCAUCAUAGAAUCCAUACAGGAGAGAAACCGUAUAAAUGCUCAGACUGUGCAAAGAGUUUCAAUCAGGAGCAUCAUCUUUCUAGGCAUCAGAGAACCCACACAGGAGAGAAACCUUAUAAAUGCUCAGAGUGUGAGAAAUGCUUUACUCAAAGUAAUAAACUAGUCAUGCAUCAAAGAAUCCACAGAGGAGAGAAACCAUAUGAAUGCUCAGACUGUGGAAAGCGUUUCAAUCAGAAGUAUCAUCUUUCUAGGCAUGAGAGAAUCCAUACAGGAGAGAAACCUUAUAAAUGCUCUGAAUGUGAGUUUUUCUGCUCAUCGGCUUAAGGGGGAAAUGUUCUAGCCGUCCCCUACUGUAAAACACCUCCAAGGCCAAACACGGAUGUUUAUUGAAAAACAAAGGUGAUUUUCAGCAAUUUUCAUUUGUAUCCAGUCCGUAGUAGGGAUAAGGGCUUGGAUUUCACCCCCAAACUUU
Molecule: messenger RNA, 1129 nt
Organism: Pogona vitticeps (central bearded dragon)
Lineage: Eukaryota; Metazoa; Chordata; Lepidosauria; Squamata; Agamidae
Source: RefSeq, a predicted model, not a curated record